CGCGAUUUACUCUCGGUGAAUCCGCUAGCUCUGUGUCUGUGCCUGGCAUAGCGAGCGCGCGGCUAACGGCAAGUGUGCAACUCAGACGGACGUGUAAUUAAAGAGCCACGCCUCGAAUGACACUAUCUGCUCACUUCUGGCAAGCCGGCGUUUAAAUAGGGUUGGGGUGGGGGGUCCAGCUCUGCAGGCGUGCGGGGAGCGUUUGUCGGUAGACAAGAAACUUUCUUCUUCCCAUUUGUUUGUCCAGUCAAGCUAUCAUCGUUACCAAAUCGAGGGAAAACUUUUUUUUUUAAUUCACUCACCCACUUACCAGGAGCAGCGGAACAUGGCGAUGGAGCGCCUCAAACUUUUAUUUUUUUCGGUGCCAAUUUUACUUUUGGUGACACCCGUUCAUCUUACUUCUAACAUGGAACCCAUGCCGCUACCAACAGAUAAACUACUUGUAAUUACUGUUGGAACUCAGGAAACUGAUGGCUUUCUUCGAUUCAUGCAAACAGCCAAAGCCUUAAACUAUACAGUGAAGGUUAUAGGCAAAGGUGAAGAAUGGAAAGGAGGCGAUGUAAGUAAUUCUAUUGGAGGUGGUCAGAAAAUACGCCUACUAAAAGAGAUAAUGCCAAGUUAUGUUGAUCAAGAAGACCUCAUUGUGCUGGUUGUUGACAGUUAUGAUGUCAUCUUUGCUGGAGGGCCUGAGGAACUACUGAAGAAAUUUCAACAAGCAAACCAUAAAGUGGUCUUUUCUGCCGAAAGUUUGAUCUGGCCAGAUAAAAGACUGGCAGACAAAUAUCCAUCAGUCCGUAGUGGAAAACGAUUCCUCAAUUCUGGAGGAAUUAUUGGAUAUGCACCUUAUAUUAGCCAGCUUGUGCAACAGUGGGAUCUACAAGAUAAUGAUGAUGAUCAGCUUUUUUACUCCAAAAUAUAUCUUGAUCCAUUGCAAAGGGAACGCCUAAAUAUGACCCUUGAUCACAAGUGCCAGAUUUUUCAGAAUCUUAAUGGUGCAGUUGAUGAAGUCCUCCUGAAAUUUGGCACUGAAAGAGUGAGAGCAAGAAACAGUUUAUAUGACACGUUACCAGUUAUAAUUCAUGGCAACAGAAAUACCAAAAUACACCUGAACUUCCUUGCAAAUUACAUACCAAAUGCCUGGAAUUUUAAAAGUGGUUGUGGCAUAUGUGACAAUGAUCUCUUUGAUUUAUCUAAAGUAAAGGAGUACCCCACAGUUACGAUUGGUAUAUUUAUUGAACAAGCAACACCAUUUGUACCAGAAUUUUUUGAAAGACUUUUGAAUCUGGAUUAUCCUAAAGAAAAAAUUUACAUUUUCCUCCACAAUAAUGAAGUUUACCAUGAAAAGCAUACUCAGAGGUUUUGGGAGCAAAACCGGAAUGCCUUUAAGAGCUUUAAAAUUGUUGGCCCCGAGGAAAAUCUGAGCCAAGGAGAAGCAAGGAAUAUGGGAAUGGACCUUUGUCGACAGGAUGAAAGUUGUGACUAUUAUUUCAGUAUUGAUGCAGAUGUCGUUCUAACAAACCCAAAGACUCUGAAGUUAUUAAUUGAGCAAAACAGAAAAAUAAUUGGUCCACUUGUAACCCGCCAUGGAAAACUGUGGUCUAACUUCUGGGGUGCUUUAAGCCUGGAUGGAUAUUAUGCUCGAUCCGAAGAUUAUAUUGAUAUUGUUCAAGGAAAACGUGUUGGUGUGUGGAACAUUCCUUACAUGGCCCACGUCUACCUAAUUAAGGGCGAGACUCUUAGAAGUGAAUUAAAAGAGAGAAACUACUUUGUGCUUGAGAAGCUGGAUCCUGACAUGGCACUCUGCAGAAAUGUGCGGGAUUUGACAAUACAAAGGGAAAAAGACUCCCCUUCUCCGGAAUCAUUCCAUAUGCUCAGGCCCCCAAAGGGAGUUUUCAUGUAUAUUACCAACCGCUAUGAAUUUGGAAGACUUGUUUCAACUGCUAAUUAUAAUACUUCUCAUCUGAAUAGUGACUUGUGGCAGAUAUUUGAAAAUCCAACUGACUGGAAAGAAAAAUACAUCCAUUCAAACUAUACUAAAAUAUUUACAGAGAAUCUUACAGAGCAGCCUUGCCCAGAUGUAUUUUGGUUUCCGGUGUUUUCUGAGGCUGCCUGUGACGAACUGGUCGAAGAAAUGGAGAACUACGGCAUUUGGUCUGGUGGGAAAAACAUAGAUAAGCGCAUUUCUGGUGGUUAUGAAAAUGUUCCAACAGAUGAUAUUCAUAUGACACAAAUUAACUAUGAAAAAGAAUGGCUGCAUUUUAUAAGAGAGUUUAUAUCUCCAGUAACCUUGAAAGUUUUUGCUGGAUAUUACACAAAGGGUUUUGCCUUGCUGAAUUUCGUUGUGAAGUAUACCCCUGAAAGACAGCCAUCGUUGAGACCACACCAUGACACUUCUACAUUUACAAUCAAUAUUGCGCUGAACAGUAAAGGCAGAGAUUUUCAGGGUGGUGGCUGCCGUUUUCACAGGUAUAACUGCUCAGUUGAAUCUCCUAGAAAAGGAUGGAGUUUUAUGCAUCCAGGAAGACUUACUCACUUACACGAAGGCUUGCCUACUACAAGUGGAACACGAUACAUUGCAGUGUCAUUCAUUGAUCCUUAAAUCAAGAAGAAAUGCUCCAAAUACUGUUUGUACAAGUUGUUUUUUUUUUUCUUUUUUCAUAUAAGUGGUGCUAAACGUGAAAUGGAUGUGGAAAGCAGCAAAGUGUCACAUUAAGUGUGACAAAAAAUCCCUUUUUGGUGUACUGCUUACAUCAUCUCAGAGAUAUAAAAGCAAAUGCUGAAAGACUGUGAAUAGGUGAACAUACUGCGUUAUUACUGCCCUACAAUUAUUUGCUAUGCCAGAAAGAGACAAAAAAAGUUGACUGGAAAAUAACAUUAUUUAUGCAAACGUACUGGUGUUGUUCAAUUUGAUGUUUACUUCAAGAGUCACCUAAAUUAAUUUAAAAUUAUUUUAUAAUUUAAUUUUAACAUAAUUUUAAUGAAUAUUGUGAUUUCCCAGAAUUCUUGGACUUUUGUUUACUUUUUUUUUACAUUUGUUUGCAUUUUA
This is a messenger RNA of Polypterus senegalus (gray bichir), 3046 nucleotides long. It is a transcript of the gene plod2, whose product is annotated as procollagen-lysine, 2-oxoglutarate 5-dioxygenase 2. Gene Ontology annotation, biological process: peptidyl-lysine hydroxylation. Bases 326 to 2599 code for a protein of 757 amino acids. The record is from RefSeq and is a predicted model, not a curated record. Gene Ontology annotation, molecular function: procollagen-lysine 5-dioxygenase activity; iron ion binding; L-ascorbic acid binding. Gene Ontology annotation, cellular component: endoplasmic reticulum. Lineage: Eukaryota; Metazoa; Chordata; Cladistia; Polypteriformes; Polypteridae. The transcript is spliced from 20 exons.